Molecule: messenger RNA, 312 nt
Organism: Arctia plantaginis
Lineage: Eukaryota; Metazoa; Arthropoda; Insecta; Lepidoptera; Erebidae
Source: the annotation of a GenBank genome assembly
AUGGGCGUGCGGCGGUGCAGGGCGAGUGCUGCGGCUGGUGUUCGUGAGGUUGUGGCUUGUCGACGCGCGCUACUUCAGGUACCUGACUCUAGAGCACAGCCCCGGCGCCGGAGUAGCGCGCGCCGCCAUCGCCUGCUCCUAUUUAUAGCGCGAGUGUCGGUGCCGAGCACGAAGAGCGUGCGACUCGGUGGCCGGUCGAGUGUCGACUGCAGCUCGGAGUCGGCGGCGCGUCCCCCGCGCGUCGCCAGACGUCAGCUGACCGCGGCUGCACCGGCCCUGACAUUGGCGGGCGCGCCGGCGCGCGGGGGGUGA